AGUUCACUUGAAAGUGAAGUAAGUGAAGCAAAUGAAAACUCCAGUGAAAGCAAAGCAAAUCAGAACUUCUGUGAAAGCAAAGCAAAUCAGCAUCCCUAUGAAAGUGAAGCAAAUCACAACCCAAGUGAAAGCGAUGCAAAUCUGAAUCCUGUGAAGUGA
Messenger RNA from Cetraspora pellucida, 159 nucleotides. NCBI's taxonomy places the organism in Eukaryota, Fungi, Glomeromycota, Glomeromycetes, Diversisporales, Gigasporaceae. The record is from the annotation of a GenBank genome assembly.